UCCCUGGUACCUACACUAGGUACAGUACCUGAUUUUUGCUUGGCUUGCUCACUUGCCAUAACAUCAGGGCAAAACAAGCCUUUACAGUACAGUUCCCAUACGCUGGAUUUAGGUGUGACAAUAAAUACGCAUUUCGAGCCAAUACUGAGCCCAAUGUGUGGCACCAUGUGUCACGCCGUUACCCAGCGCUUACAGCAUUUACUGAAUGCCCCAUUAUCAGAUAGGUACCAACUCCGUGGGGCAAUUUUCAUCCAAGCGCGCACCGUCACUGCAAGAGACGCCUUGCAACUGCCACCACUCACCCACGGGGACACAAACCAAACCAACUGCAUGAUCCGCUCGCUCGCCCUGAAGAUGGCCGAAAACGCUGCGAAACGCCUCAAGACCGGCAGCGGCAUAGUCACUAUCGGCACGCACAAUGGCCACUUCCACGCCGACGAGGCGCUGGCAGUCUACAUGUUGCGGACCCAUAUCCCGGCCUACUCGGGCGCGAGGCUCGUGCGGACGCGGGACCCCAAGCUUCUGGACGAGUGCCACACCGUAGUCGAUGUCGGCGGUGAGUACGACCCGGCCCGCAACCGCUACGACCACCACCAGCGCACCUUCGCGACCUCGUUCCCCGACCGGCCGACCAAGCUGAGUAGCGCCGGGCUGGUGUAUCUGCACUUCGGCCGCGAGAUCGUCGCCCGCCGCCUGGCCCAGCCGGAGGACAGCCCGCAGGUGGGCAUGGUGUGGCGCAAGCUCUACGAGAGCUUCAUCGAGGCGCUGGACGCGCACGACAACGGCAUCAGCGUCUACGACGCUGCGGCGCUCGCGGCCGCGGGGCUGGAGAAGCAAUUCUCGGACGGCGGGUUCACGCUGGGCGCCAUGGUUGGCCGGCUGAAUCCCAACUGGAACGACCCGAUUCCCGAGGACCCCGCCGCGGCGCAGGAAGCCGAAGACAGGCGGUUCGAGCUGGCCAGCCAGCGCAUCGGCGAGGAGUUCGACCGCGACCUGGACUACUUCACGCGCGCGUGGCUGCCCGCGCGGGAGGUGGUCGCGGAGGCGUUCGCGGCGAGGCACGAGUACGACAGCGAGGGUCGCAUUGUGGUGCUCAAGCGGCAGGCGGCGCCGUGGAAGGAUCAUCUGUACAGCCUGGAGGAGCAAGAGCCCCAGGGCGGCAAGGUUCUCUACGUCCUGUACCCGGAGAAGCCGGUCCCGGGAGCCAAGUGGAGGAUCCAGUGCGUGCCGGUCGCCAAGGACUCUUUCCAAAGUAGGAGACCGCUGCCCGAGGCCUGGAGGGGUUCCCGUGACGAGGAACUGGAUGGGCUGUCUGGGAUAAGCGGGUGCGUCUUCGUGCAUGCGUCCGGCUUCAUCGGCGGCAACAAGACUUUUGAGGGGGCGCUAGCAAUGGCGAAGAAGGCGCUUGACAUUUGACAGGCGGGCGCGACACAACCGAGCUCACGUACUCUUGCCGCUGCCAAGCGAGUCGUCCGUGACGCAGUAAGACUGGAAGCUCAAGCGGGCGGCAGGCACCGGAAUGGAAGCGGAUAACGUUUCAGGUCCAGGCAGAGAGAUGCCAGAAUUCUGGGUAACCCAUAUCU
Thermothielavioides terrestris NRRL 8126 is the source of this 1583-nucleotide messenger RNA. RefSeq lists its product as uncharacterized. The record is from RefSeq and is a predicted model, not a curated record. NCBI's taxonomy places the organism in Eukaryota, Fungi, Ascomycota, Sordariomycetes, Sordariales, Chaetomiaceae. Gene Ontology annotation, cellular component: cytoplasm; nucleus. The transcript has a single exon. Bases 355 to 1416 code for a protein of 353 amino acids.